AUGGGUGUUGAAAUUCCUGAAUCAAUGAAGGCCCUGGUGGGCAAUCGCUCAUUUGUGACUCGCUUGUCAAACUAUGCGUGCUCAAGCUCACAUGGGGAUGGAGUGAAAGUCGCCACUGUACCUGUCCCCAAGAUAGAAGAACACGAGAUUCUCGUUCGGGUGCACUCUGUCGCUCUCAAUCCGACCGACUACAAACAUAUCGAUAUUCUAUCCCCUCGAGGCGCAAUUAUUGGCUGCGAUUACGCGGGUACCGUCGUGAAGGUUGGAGCCAAGGUUACUGAGACUUGGGCAGUCGGUGAUAGAGUCGCGGGAGCAACGCAUGGAGGACUAUAUACCGAUCGAGGAUCUUUCGCUGAGUAUCUCAAAAUCCCGGCACAUCUGGCGUGGAAGGUCCCUUCAUCCCUCAGCGACGAGGAGGCAGCUACGUUUGGCGUGUCGGCCGUGACCGCCAUGUUGGCCCUGAAUACUCGACUGGGUGUGCCCUGGGCAGAUGGAGGCGAGGACAUAGGGCGAUCAACAACACCUAUUCUCAUCUAUUCUGGUUCGACUUCUGCUGGUCUCUAUGCUAUUCAAUUGGCAAAGCUAGCGGGAUUGACAGUGGUGGCGACUGCAUCCCCACAUUCUCAUGAUCUGGUGAAGGAAUAUGGUGCCGAUGAUGUAUUCGAUUAUCGAUCACCUACCGCUGUCGAAGAAAUUAUUCGCGCCUAUCCUACCAUUGACAGAGCAAUGGACUGCUUUUCUGAGGGAGGUUCUACUGCGUUCUGCGCGGACGUAGUUCGCAAAAACCGGGGGUGGGUAGUUACACUCUUGAACUCUAGGAAGACGGAUUUGGAUGGUGUGAAGGUCGACUUCCUGCUUGCCUACACGGCUUUUGGGGCUGAGUUUCAAUGGCUUGCUCCCUUUGGUCCUAAGUUUGGCAAGGUACCUUCAGAUACCGAAGCAUUGCGCAGAUUCUACGCGUCAUUACAGGGAAUUUCCAAAAUCCUCAGGCCACCACCUCUUCAGACUAUUGAUGGUGGGCUAGAGAACUUGACAACGGGCAUUGAUCUACUUCGCCAUGGAAAGGUUUCAGGUACCAAAUUGGUUGCGCGUUUGGUCUAG
Penicillium longicatenatum is the source of this 1101-nucleotide messenger RNA. RefSeq names its product zinc-binding alcohol dehydrogenase family protein. The record is from RefSeq and is a predicted model, not a curated record. Bases 1 to 1101 code for a protein of 366 amino acids. Lineage: Eukaryota; Fungi; Ascomycota; Eurotiomycetes; Eurotiales; Aspergillaceae. Gene Ontology annotation, molecular function: oxidoreductase activity, acting on NAD(P)H. The transcript has a single exon.